Molecule: messenger RNA, 915 nt
Organism: Exophiala xenobiotica
Lineage: Eukaryota; Fungi; Ascomycota; Eurotiomycetes; Chaetothyriales; Herpotrichiellaceae
Exons: 1
Coding region: 1-915 (304 amino acids)
Source: RefSeq, a predicted model, not a curated record
AUGCCUCUCAAACGUGUCCUCAUCACAGGGGCGACCGGCAAGCAAGGAGGGGCCCUCCUCUCAGCCUUGCUCAACUCUCCCCCAAGUCCACCGUUCCACCUUGUCGCAUUGACUCGCAACAAGAACAGCGUGAGCGCUCAAGCUCUGGCGAAGAAGCCCAACGUUAGCAUUCUACAGGGCGACCUGAACGAUUGCGACGCGAUAUUCAAAUCUUCCCCAGAACCCUUCCACGGAGUCUUCAGCGUCCAGGUGCCCCUUCGACCCCAAGUCGAAGAGGAACAGGGAAAAGCCCUUGCCGAUGCAGCAGCCUUCCAUGGUGUUCGCCAUUUCGUAUAUACUUCUGCUGACCGGGGCGGCAUCGAACGGUCAGACCGCGACCCGACAGCAAUCAAGCACUUUGCCUCGAAAUUCAACAUUGAAAACCAUCUCAAAGCAGUAUGCAAGGAAUCGGGUGACAAAAUGAAAUGGACAAUCAUACGACCUGUCGCAUUCAUGGAGAACCUGACCCCUGAUUUCCUUGGUAGGGCGUUCGCAAGUAUGUGGAAACUCAACGAGCCGAACAGCAAGCUGCAGCUAGUCUCUUCCACAGACAUCGGGAUUCUCGCAGCAGACAUUUUCAAGAACCCGGAAAUCUACACCGGGCGCUCUUUAUCUCUCGCGACCGACGAACUGACGUUCCAGGAAGCAAACGAAAUCUUCAAGCAAGUGGUCAGAACCGACAUGCCCACAACCUAUCCACUUGUCGGCCGCUUGAUCAAGUUCCUCUUGCACGAGCAGUUGGGUGUCAUGUUCAAUUGGUUCCGAGAAGUUGGCUUUGGAGCUGAUCCCAAAGAAUUCAGGAACAAAUAUCCCCAGAUGCAAGAUUUCGAAAAGUGGUUGAGACAGUCGAGUGGAUUCAAAGGCCGGAUAAAUUGA